Messenger RNA from Polistes dominula (European paper wasp), 813 nucleotides. Its product is annotated as nose resistant to fluoxetine protein 6-like. Lineage: Eukaryota; Metazoa; Arthropoda; Insecta; Hymenoptera; Vespidae. The record is from RefSeq and is a predicted model, not a curated record. Gene Ontology annotation, molecular function: acyltransferase activity, transferring groups other than amino-acyl groups.
AUGCGUACAUUGCCAGUUUAUGCAAUGGCAGUAAACGCAAAACUUUUAAACUCAACUCAAUGUGGCAAGGAACUUACCGAAUUUCAACAAGCCAUUGAUCAGCAAAUAUUAUGGAGCUUAAGAGUACUCGAUGCGUGCGGAGAACCUAAAUCAGGAUUUAUUUAUGGAAAUAAUUAUUGGUUGGGCAGUAAAAGUCAAUGCGAAAAUAUUAGAAACGGAGAUUCCGUAAUAAUAUCAGCAGAGAUAUUAAGAAACAAUUCGAGAUAUCGCCAUAUCGAGGAUGAAUUUCCACCAUUCGAAGUGAAAUUCUUUGUUGCUCAUAUUCGACAUAAUAGCACUUUACAAUAUCACAUUGUAAUACCCGACGAAGAUUUGAUAAUAUUAGGCAUGUGCUUACCAGCAUCCUGUUCUAAGGACCAACUUUCUACUCUUCUAGAAAACUUGUUAAGAAAUAGAAUUCUUUUUCAAGGCGAACUUUAUUCAGCCGACUAUACGUUGGUUGAAGUAAAAGAUUUAAUUGAUGACCAUCGAUGGAUGUUGAGUGGAACAUUCAUUACAAUGACAGUAAUAGUCGCACUCACAUUACUAUUAAUGAUAAUAGGAACGGCUUAUGAUCUUCUGAUAUACCAAAAACGUUUAAAGAAAGAUGACAAGUAUCUUCAAGACCAUGAAAAUGAUAAUUCUCAAGCAAUAGUAUCAUUCCAUACAAAAUUUAUUGUAUGUACCCUAUCGUCUCAUGGUGUUCGACUCCUAUAUGUUCCAGUAUUUCAUACGAAACCUUUGCAUGAGUCAGAUACGAGUAAAGGUUACUAG